This is a messenger RNA of Drosophila bipectinata, 507 nucleotides long. RefSeq lists its product as uncharacterized. NCBI's taxonomy places the organism in Eukaryota, Metazoa, Arthropoda, Insecta, Diptera, Drosophilidae. The record is from RefSeq and is a predicted model, not a curated record.
CAUUGUUCGGUCACACUUGCUAAAAUCAUCCAGUAACUGCACUGAAAAAAGGUGAAAUACGAAAUGCGCAACAAAUAAACAAAGAACAAAGCCAGCAAAGUUGAAAUUCUAGAAAGCGAACAGGUCAACGCAAUCGGGCCAAUGAGUAUCAACCUGUGCGUGGAGACGCUGAACACAACGCUGCAGGCGAUCGCUCGACAAGUGGAGGUCUUUGCUGGCGUUGCCCUGAAGGCAGCCGUCGACUUGCGUGGAAGUCUGGAGUCUCUGACCGGCGACUACCAGUGGGAAAACGGGCCAAUCGCCUUCAGCGACCUACAAGCGACGUUGCUGAAGGUCCUGCUGGUCCUGCUGCUCGGCACCUGCGUCCUCAUCGGCUACUCCUGGUCCGUGUACGGCCAAGUCAUCACCGAGAAGUUUGUCAGACCAAGCACUCUUAAAGAAAUCGAGGAGCUGAAGCUGUCGGUGGCCAAGUUGAAGUUGCCCAAGGAACACUCGCCGCGCAUAUAG